GGCACCUAGGCUGCUCCUGCAAAGAAGGCCGCUUGCUUGCUCCAGGCCCGGCGGUGGCGGGGUGGCCCUUCCUCCUCGGGUCCUGCCCCACGCUCCUCAAGCGGCGCAGCAGAGAUGCGGCGGGGCCGGCGGUCGCGGGUGUCCCGAGUGGGAGGGCCUCUGGCUUUGGCGGCGGCGGCCCUGCUGGUGGCAGCGACGAGGUGCUGGGCUGGCAACGGGGCCUGCCGGACUUGGAGCUCGGCGAGGCCGGCGGAGUCACGUUCCCCUUACAGCAGCCUCCCGAGCUCGCCCGGCAGCUCCUCCGCAGGCCCGUGUACAAACAGGCCUCCGCUGGGCAGGGAAGCGGAGCUGGGUGAGCUGGGCCGGCCCAUGCGCCUGGAGCUGAGCGCCGCUGCGCAGCAGCACCAGGAGGAGAGCAUCCGGAGCCACCAGAGCUCCAGGAAGAGAACCACCAUGGCUGCUGAGAACCUCAGGAAGAGGCUUCAGGAGGAAGUGACUUGCUGCAUUUGCCUCGACUUCUUCACGGAUCCUGUGACUUUAGAGUGUGAGCACAGCUUCUGCUCCGCCUGCAUUGCCCAGUGUUGGGGGGAAUCUUCUGCCAACACCCUCUGCCCUCUGUGUAAAAGGGCCACCCGGGCAACGAAGUCCAAGCCAAAUAAGCAGCUGGGCAACUUUGCCGAGAUAGCCAAGCAGCUGAAAGAUCAGGAGAAGGAGGAGGCUGAAGGGAGGAGGUUCUGCGGGAGACACGGGGAGCCCCUCAAACUCUUCUGCAAGGACGACCAAGUCCCCAUCUGUGUGGUGUGUGACUGGUCCAGGGAGCACAAAGGACACAGCGUGGUUCCCAAGGAGGAGGCUGCCCAAGAAUACAGGGAUCACAUCUGCAGCUUGCUGGAAGUGAUGAGGAAGCAGAGAGAAGAGAUUCUGGUGCAUAUAUUGAAUACAGAAAAGGAAAGCCAAGACCUGCUUAAUCGGAUAGAAUCCGAGCGGGAGAAAAUGACGGCGGGGGUCAAGCAGCUGUACCACAUUAUCAAAAAGCAACUGGGCUUCAUUGUGGCACAGAUGGAAUGGGCCAAGAAGGAGAUUAUGACAAAGAGGGACGAGCAAAUGGCCAAACUCUCCCAGGACCUCUCCUCCCUGGGCAGCAGCAUCCAAGAGAUGGAGCAGACAUCUCAGCUGCCUGUGAGUGACUUCCUGCAGGAUGUUGCAGGCACCUUGCAAAGGAGCAAGGAGGUCAGGUUAAAAAAUGUAGGCACUUUCCCUCCAAAACUAAAAUGGAAAACUUGGGAAUUUUGGGACAUCACUGCCAUUUUGCAGAAGUUCACAGAGAAAUUCAAAGGCAAUCUCAUAUCUGGAUAUUCACUGCGUAAAGCGAAAGUGUCUCUGAACCCAGCCACGGCUCAUCCUCGGCUCAUCGUAUCCGAGGACCUGAGAAGUUUGGCACUGGCAGAAAGGCCGCAGGCCCUUCCUCUCGGCGCUGGCCGAUUUGAGCGCUGGCCAUGUGCUCAGUGCCGGGAAUCCUUCAGCUCUGGCAGAAGCUACUGGGAAGUCGAAGUGAGGAAUGAGGGCGCCUGGGCUCUGGGCAUCUCGAAACCGCUUGUGGGGGUCAGGAAAGACGCCCACCCUUCCCCGGAAGCCGGCGUCUGGGCUAUUGGGAGGUGGGAGGGUCGCUACAGGGCCAUUGUACCUCCACAUUACCCUUUCCUGCAUCCGACUACGGAGCCCCAAAGAAUACGAGUGGCCCUGAAUCUGGAUGCUCAACAGGUGGCUUUUUUUGACGCUGAAGCGGCAAGCCUGCUCCACACUUUCUCCUUAGCCGAUUCCUCGUCCGACACCUUCUGCCCCUUCUUUUGGAUAUGGAAAAAAUCCCACCUCCAACUCUGUGCAUGAGAAAGGGCUGCAGCCUCUGUUGUUGAUCUAUUUUCUGCUCCUUCCCUCCAGCUUCUCUCAAUGCAAACUAACAACAAACCUCCAAACCAAAAGGUUGGCUAUUCUCCCGCUCUCUAAGCUUCUCUUUACCAUUUUCACAAAACAGAAGCCGCCUCUCUUUCAAAUCAGUGUGAAUGCUUUGAUUUUAUUACAAAUCAGUGUAAUGUUUGAUUUUAUCUUACAGAAUGAGCAGCCUUGGGGGUUUCUUUAGAACCAUGAAAGUUAUAUACAUACAUAUAUAUAUAUAUAAUAUAUAUAUAAUAUAUAUAAUAUUUCUUAACACACAAAUAAAACGAA
Molecule: messenger RNA, 2223 nt
Organism: Zootoca vivipara (common lizard)
Lineage: Eukaryota; Metazoa; Chordata; Lepidosauria; Squamata; Lacertidae
Product: zinc finger protein RFP
Molecular function (GO): protein binding; zinc ion binding
Source: RefSeq, a predicted model, not a curated record